This is a messenger RNA of Medicago truncatula (barrel medic), 1712 nucleotides long. RefSeq names its product CBL-interacting serine/threonine-protein kinase 4. The coding region runs from base 70 to 1377 and encodes 435 amino acids. The record is from RefSeq and is a predicted model, not a curated record. Gene Ontology annotation, molecular function: protein serine/threonine kinase activity; ATP binding. Gene Ontology annotation, biological process: protein phosphorylation; signal transduction. The transcript has a single exon. NCBI's taxonomy places the organism in Eukaryota, Viridiplantae, Streptophyta, Magnoliopsida, Fabales, Fabaceae.
AACAUAUUCUCUACCCCAUGAAAGUUCCUACUUAGCUUCUCUCUACUCAUCACCACCGCCAAGCAAGCCAUGGAACCGCCAUUACAACAUCCUCCAACCCCCCGCCCUCCCACCAUUCUCGGAAAAUACCAACUAACCCGCCUCCUUGGCCGCGGCAGCUUCGCCAAAGUCUACAAAGCUCAUUCCCUCCUCGACAACGCCACCACCGUCGCCGUCAAAAUCAUCGACAAGUCAAAAACCGUUGACGCCGCCAUGGAGCCUCGCAUUAUCCGUGAAAUCGACGCCAUGCGCCGUCUCCAACACCACCCUAACAUCCUCAAAAUCCAUGAAGUCAUGGCUACAAAAACCAAAAUCCAUCUUAUCGUUGAAUUCGCCGCCGGUGGUGAGCUUUUCUCCGCUCUCUCCCGCCGUGGAAGAUUCUCCGAAUCCACCGCUCGUUUCUACUUUCAACAGCUUGUCUCUGCGUUACGUUUCUGCCACCGUAACGGCGUCGCUCACCGUGAUCUUAAACCGCAAAAUCUCCUCCUCGACGCCGAUGGGAAUCUCAAGGUUUCCGAUUUCGGUCUCUCUGCUCUUCCUGAACAUCUCAAAGACGGACUACUCCACACUGCUUGUGGUACGCCGGCGUACACUGCGCCGGAGAUUCUCCGGCGUAGUGGCGGUUACGACGGAUCAAAAGCCGACGCGUGGUCGUGUGGACUCAUACUCUACGUACUUCUCGCCGGUUAUCUUCCGUUUGACGAUUUGAAUAUUCCGGCGAUGUGUAAGAAGAUUUCCCGGCGAGAUUAUCGGUUUCCGGAUUGGGUUUCGAAACGUGCGCGUAUUGUGAUAUAUAGGUUACUUGACCCGAACCCGGAAACGCGAAUGAGUUUGGAGGGUUUAUUUGGCAAUGAAUGGUUUAAGAAAUCGUUAAAACCCGAAGCUGAACCGGAAAAGAGUAUAUUCGGGUGUGAUUAUGGGAAGGAAGGGAAAAAUUUAGGUUUGAAUGCGUUUCAUAUAAUAUCUAUGUCUUCGGGUUUGGAUUUGAGUGGUUUAUUUGAAACGACGUCGUCUUCUCAAGGUGGUAAUAAUAAUAAUACAUGGAGGGAGAAGAGGUUUACUUCUAGUGCAAACAUUGAAGUGGUGGGGGAAAAGGUGAAGGAAGUGGGAGGAGUUUUGGGGUUUAAGGUUGAGGUUGGGAAGAAUAGUGCAAUUGGAUUGGUGAAAGGGAAGGUGGGUUUGGUAGUUGAAGUUUUUGAGAUUGUGCCUUGUCAACUUGUUUUGGUGGCUGUUAAGGUGGUUGAGGGUGGUUUCGAGUUUGAGGAUAAUCAUUGGGAGGAUUGGAAAGUUGGUUUGCAAGAUCUUGUGAUUUCAUGGCACAAUGAAGAGUCUUCAUGAAUAUCCUAAUUAACCCUAAUCCUACAUGUAUACACAUACAUAUAGUUUAGAUGAGUGCAUGUACGUAGUAUGCUUUGAAGAAUUAGUCGCUAUAAACAUGACACAUUUUGAACCUAAGAUGACCAAGAAAUUAACUUUAGUAUACGAUGAUGAUGAUGAUGCUUAAUAGAUGUUUAGUGAGACAUACUUCUUCUUAAUUAACUUCUAGGAUUAUUGUUAAAUUACAUGCGUGUUAAUUUUAUGUUGGUUUCAUCUCUUUCUUCUUUUAAAGAAAAAAUAUUACUAUUAUGUAUAUGAGUAUGGUGCUAAUGUGUAUCUUCUCCCGUUAGUUGCGA